AGAUUGAAAUUUUAUUGGCAAUCAAUGAGGCAUAUCAUGUUGGGCUGAUUUGCCGGGCUGCAUUCUUGGUCAAUUUGCAGCUUAUGAACACUUGUGGUGUUCGUGCAUUUGUUUGGUUUAAAAGUGGAAAUUUGGUAAAGUUUCAAAAUUUGAGGCCCUUAAAGAAAGCUAUAAUAAUAAUGUUGACGAUUAAGUUUUUAAACGUUAAAAGUGAUUGACAUGAUCAUUAGGAUAGAGCUCCAACCGAGACAUGCAUUCUGAAGCACGAAAACAGAAAAUUAGUUUUGAUGAGUUGGUUCUUAGGAUUGUGUCAAUGAAUAUUGAUACCACAACAAUUAAGUCAUGGAUACGAAGAUCUGGGCUUAUGCAUCACUAUUAACACUGUGUAAACUAAGGAGACUUAGGUUGGGAUUACUCUCAAACUUGAAAUAGAAGUGAGUUUAAAAUAAAGAGCUUUAGGGAAUACGUAGAACACAAGAAAAGCUGCCACUUUUUAUUGUCACCGUUGAAGUGGAAUGUCUGUCGGAUCACAGUCCCCCAACUUGCACUAUGCUCCGUCUUCCUCUGUUUCUUCAUCUUCUCCUUCUCCUCUUCUUCAACCUUUCCGCCGCCUCUCCCCUCUACCAAACCUUUCUUCGUUGUCUACAAAACCACUCUGAUCCAAACCAAUUAACAUCCAACAUCGUCUUCGACCCAACCAACAUCUCAUAUUCCUCUCUUCUUCGAGCCUACAUCCGAAAUGCCCGAUUCAACACCUCCUCCACCCCGAAACCCACAUUCAUUAUCACCCCAUUACACGAAUCCCAUCUCCAAUUCACUCUCAUUUGCGCCAAAUCCUCCGCUCUUCACAUUAGAAUCAGAAGCGGCGGCCAUGAUUUCGAGGGCCUCUCCUAUGCCUCUGUUUCCCCUUCUCCCUUCAUUCUCAUCGACAUGUUCAAUCUCCGAUCCAUUGCAGUGGAUUUGCAGAGCCGAUCUGCUUGGGUUCAAGCUGGUGCUACUUUGGGGGAGCUUUAUUACAGAAUUUGGGAACAAAGUAAGCUCCAUGGCUUUCCGGCGGGUGUUUGUCCAACUGUUGGUGUUGGAGGGCAUAUCAGUGGAGGGGGAUAUGGUAAUAUGUUGCGGAAAUUUGGGCUUUCGGUGGAUCAUGUUGUCGAUGCGCGGAUUGUUGAUGCGAAUGGAAGAAUCGUCGACAGAAAAAUGAUGGGGGAGGAUCUUUUUUGGGCGAUUAGAGGCGGAGGUGGAGCUAGUUUUGGGGUUAUUCUAGCGUAUAAAAUUCAAUUGGUUCCAGUGCCGGAAACAGUGACAGUUUUUCGGCUCCAAAGAACAUUGGAAGAUAAUGGUACCGAUAUGGUUUAUCGGUGGCAACAUAUUGCGCCCAACACCGACAGCGAUCUUUUUAUGAGACUUUUGUUGCAACCGAUUUAUUCAAAACCAAAGAAGACAGUCAGAGCUUCUGUUUAUACUCUGUUUCUUGGACGGGCCGAUCGGCUUCUCUCGAUACUGAAAAGGGAUUUUCCUGAAUUGGGUUUGAAGAAAGAAGAUUGUAUUGAAAUGGGUUGGAUUGAAUCUGUGAUUUGGUGGGCUAAUUAUGAACAUGGAACAUCCCUCCGUGUACUGCUCGGCAGAAGUCCUGGCUUAGCUCACUUUCAGAAGAGAAAAUCUGAUUAUGUCCAGACUCCCAUCUCCAAAGAUGGACUGGAAUUGCUGUGGAAGAAGCUGAUGGAAUUGGAUAAAACUGAGUUGGUUUUCAAUCCAUAUGGCGGGAAAAUGAAUGAGAUCUCAGCUUUAGACACAGCUUUUCCUCGCAGAGCUGGAAACUUGUUCAAAAUCCAAUAUUCAGUAAGCUGGAAAGAGCAAGGGAUUGAAGCAGAGAAGAGCCAUGUGAAUCAGCUACAAUUGCUUUACAAUUUCUUGACCCCAUACGUUUCCAAGAACCCAAGAACAGCUUACUUCAACUAUAGAGAUUUAGACAUUGGUACAAAUCAUAACUAUGAUGCUGCAAACAGUUUCGAGGAAGGGAAAGUUUAUGGGAUCAAAUACUUCAAGGAAAAUUUUGAAAGGUUGGUGAGGGUAAAGACUGCAGUGGAUCCACAAAACUUCUUUAGAGAUGAACAGAGCAUCCCCGCUUUUCCAAAGCUCCAAUCGUCUGGUUUGAGUUGGAGUGGAGGUUGGAGGCUGACCAUGGUGGCCAUCUUCAUGUUCACAGCACAGCUUUUGUAAAUCCACUUCACAGAGGGGAAGCAUUUGUUUGAGGCCAUGGAAUGUAUGAAGCCUCAAACUCUUCAAAAACCGUACUCUUGAUUUUUGUUGGAAGAAGAUGAAGACGAAGAUUGGCCCUACUGUGUUAUAAGACAAAGAAAAGCAUUUACAAUCGUCAAAUACAAGAUCCAAUAUUGAAGAAGCUAUUGUUCCUCUAGGAGGCUGAGCUAACCCAUGAUUAGCCUUGAGCAAUUUGCCCAUAUCUUAUCGGUGAAUAAGAUUCCACAACAAAGAAGAACUAGUGGGAAAAGAAUAAUACCAUCCAGCAGCACCACCCACCAUGAUUUGAAGUCAAAAAAUUUCUUCUCAAGCUUUCGUAAUUUAAACUUCAAAGUGAGAUGAAUAUUUUUUUGUAACCAUCCACUUACUGCCUUGCAAUUAUAUUACUAACAAGUGGCAGUUGUUUAAAAAUACCUCAUUUACCACUUAUUCUGAUUUGGAGUAACCGAAAGAUUUAUCUUCCCAAA
Molecule: messenger RNA, 2726 nt
Organism: Cucumis melo (muskmelon)
Lineage: Eukaryota; Viridiplantae; Streptophyta; Magnoliopsida; Cucurbitales; Cucurbitaceae
Product: berberine bridge enzyme-like 21
Exons: 2
Coding region: 550-2220 (556 amino acids)
Molecular function (GO): FAD binding; oxidoreductase activity
Source: RefSeq, a predicted model, not a curated record